Lolium perenne is the source of this 753-nucleotide messenger RNA. RefSeq lists its product as uncharacterized. The record is from RefSeq and is a predicted model, not a curated record. Lineage: Eukaryota; Viridiplantae; Streptophyta; Magnoliopsida; Poales; Poaceae.
AUGAUCCUGACGGCCUCCACCGCUGGUCUUCUUCGACAGCUCACCGACCGUCUUCGCACUGAGUUCGCGUUGAAGGAUCUUGGCCCGCUCCACUACUUCCUCGGCAUCGAGGUUGUACGGCGUGCGGACGGGUUCUUCCUCCAUCAGUGGAAGUAUGCCCACGAGCUUCUCGAGCGUGCAGGGAUGCUUAACUGCAACCCUGCGCCUACUCCUGUCGACACGAAGGCCAAGCUCUCCGCCAGUGAUGGGUCGCUGGCGUCGGACGCGCCGUUCUACCGCUCCAUCGUCGGUGCUCUUCAGUACUUGACGCUGACGCGACCGGAGCUCCAGUACGCCGUGCAGCAGGUGUGCUUGCACAUGCAUGCUCCUCGGGAUGCUCAUUGGGUCGCGGUGAAGCGGAUUCUCCGCUACGUAUGUGGUACCAUGGGCUACGGCUUGUCGUUGCAUGCUUCGCUCUCGAAGUUGACUGGCCUUGUCGCCUACUCGGACGCGGACUGGGCGGGUUGCCCGGAUACGCGCCGUUCCGGCUACUGCGUCUACCUUGGCUCGUCGCUCGUCUCUUGGUCCUCCAAGAGGCAGCCCACCGUGUCUCGCUCCAGUGCUGAGGCUGAGUACCGCGCCGUGGCUAACGUUGUGGCUGAGUGCACAUGGCUUCGUCAGCUUCUGUCCGAGCUCUCUUGUCCUGUUGACAAGGCUACGGUGGUAUUCUGCGACAACGUGUCGGCUGUCUACCUCUCCGCCAAUCCCCACUAG